Adineta ricciae is the source of this 195-nucleotide messenger RNA. The record is from the annotation of a GenBank genome assembly. NCBI's taxonomy places the organism in Eukaryota, Metazoa, Rotifera, Eurotatoria, Adinetida, Adinetidae.
UAUGUUGUACUCGGUCGCGCUGGUUUUGAUAUUGGUAAACGCAAACACAAAAAGGCACGAAUGGGUGCUUCACAUAAAAUUAGUAAAGAUGAAGCAAUCAAAUGGUUUCAACAAACAUACGAAGGUGUUAUCUUACCUGGUGGAAAACCGAAGAAAUCAAGUGGUGGUCAUCACAAGCGUGGCAAAAAGAAAUAA